AAGUAAGGCGCACGCCAUUAUCUAACAGGAGAAGUGUAUCCUAGCAACCAAGAGUAACAAGAUCCGGUCUGCACGAUGUCAACAUCGAGAGAGCAAGAGGCAGAGGAAUACCUCAACAAUCACAGAAUUAUAGAGUUAAUGAAGAAUUUAACCAGCAUGCUGCUGUUUUAUAGACCAGACCGACCAAAGGAAUUUCUAAUAUCCCAGCUUGAAAAACUGAAAACAUCCAGACUUCAUGGUGUUGAGAGUCCGUGUCUGAUUGAUGAGUCCAACUUGGAUGCUGUGUUCGGAAUCCUGGAUCCAGCAAAUCGGGGGUAUAUCUCUUGUGCCCAGUAUAGAGAAGCAAUGAUGACACUUGGUAUCAAGGAUUUCAGCGAGUACACUGAGGAUCUGGAAACUGACAGAAUAUCACGGGAAACAUUUAAAAGAGAAGCGAAGGAAGGUCUUCUCAGAGGUGCAGCAACAUCCCAGAUGUAAUUCUAUUCUCUCAAAUUCUUGUGGCUAUAAUCACUGUCAUUUAUAGGAAAGAGAUUUUUUGUUUUGCAAUAAAUGCUUAAUCCUCA
This is a messenger RNA of Astyanax mexicanus (Mexican tetra), 563 nucleotides long. RefSeq names its product EF-hand calcium-binding domain-containing protein 10 (gene efcab10). The transcript has 4 exons. The coding region runs from base 76 to 477 and encodes 133 amino acids. Gene Ontology annotation, molecular function: calcium ion binding. The record is from RefSeq and is a predicted model, not a curated record. NCBI's taxonomy places the organism in Eukaryota, Metazoa, Chordata, Actinopteri, Characiformes, Acestrorhamphidae.